GAUGGCAGAGGGACACGGUUUGCGACGGACCGGAAGCGCUUGCUCGGUCACGUAAUCGGGUUGUCUGUAGAGUUAGUGUUGCCGUGACAGCGGCCAACUCUGAGCUUCUAGAACCUCGUUGCCUCAAGAGGUGGAGGGUUGGCUGGCCGCACCGCUUCUCUGCGCCUCGCCUCCUUGCCGUGUCACUCGCCACGUUUCCCGGAGCGUGACCAGGCCUUUCUCGCGUCGCCCCGGGGACUUCUCUCGCCCGGCUUAAUGGAGCGUGCAGCCGCUAUGACGGACAUGUAUGACCAGGCGUUGUUGGGCAUCUUGCAGCAUGUGGGAAAUGUCCAGGAAUUCCUAAACAUCCUCUUCGGUUUCUUGUACCGAAAGACCGACUUCUAUCGUCUUCUGCUGCAGCCGGAGGACCGGCUGGGUUUCCCUCCAGGGGUGGCGAAGAGUAUGACGCUUAGGGCAUUCAAAAACUUUGAACAUCUGGCCCGCAAAGAUGAUGACAGAAGAGAGCAAGAACUUCAGGAAAAAAUGAAGAAAAAAGAGGAGGACGUAACAGCUGCAGGAGAGAAGGUGCCAGCUGUAGCUGAGGAGGUUGAGAUCAACGCAGCAGUGGAGAAUGAGUCUGCAUCAGAGGGUGAAAAGGCUGCAGAACCACAGGAGCCUGUGUUGGUAGAGGAGAAAGUAGAAGAUACCAAUGCAGCGGUGGAGCCAUCAGUGGCUGUGCCUGCUCCUUUAGAAACACAGUCAGCAGAGCUGCCCAGGAAACAGGAGCUGUUCCAGUCAAAUCCUGACAGUUACAAUGGAGCGGUGCGAGAGAAUUACUCCUGGUCCCAAGACUACAGUGACCUGGAAAUUAAAGUGCCGGUGCCCAAGCACAUUCUAAAAGGCAGGCAGGUUUCUGUGAAUAUCGCUAGUACUUCAAUUCAUGUGGCAGUGGUGGAGGAAAGUGGGCAGCGUGUGCUUAUGGAAGGCACCUUCACCCACAGGAUCAACACAGAGAACUCUGUCUGGAGCCUGGAACCAGGAAAGUGUCUCCUAAUUAACCUGAGCAAAGUAGGUGAAUACUGGUGGAGUGCCGUCUUGGAAGGUGAAGAGCAGAUUGACAUUGAUAAAAUCAAUAAGGAACGUUCAAUGGCUACAGUGGAUGAAGAAGAACAUGCUGUGCUGGACAGGCUAUCCUUUGACUACCACCAAAAGCUGCAGGGCAAGCCACAGAGCCACGAGAUGAAAGUCCAUGAGAUGCUCAAGAAGGGCUGGGAUGCUGAAGGCUCCCCAUUCCGAGGCCAGAAGUUUGAUCCCUCCAUGUUCAACAUCUCUCCUGGGGCAGUACACUUUUGAUGAUGGCCACCGAGGAUGGGAGAAUCGCUUACACGCCUGGGAUAGUAGGAUGAAAACUGAUGCCACUGCCAGACUCCUCCUCCUGCCAGUGACCAGCCAUUUUGUCCCUGUGUUGUUAUCUGGGCUUGUUUGCAAAAUGAGAAAAGACUUCAAAUAGCCAGAAUGUGGGUUUGGUUUAGGGGAGGGUGGGAGCAGAACGGGAACUGCAGUGUGAGUGAGUCCUUCCCUCCAGCACCAGGUUGGUGCACUUGAUAUGUAUGUGGGGGAAGCCUAGCGAAAAGCAGCAUUACGUACUGUGUCACCACGGCAACCGGCGGCUGCUGGUAGCAUUUCCUCUUCUCUGGUUAAUGGAUUCAUUUGCUGCUUGGGGGGGGGGCUUUGAUUGAAAGCAGCACUCUUUCCCCCCCUUUCAAAAAUAGAUGUAGUUUGGUCAGAUGAUGGCAAGCUUCUCUCCUGCUUCCUUGAAGCUGCCUUCUGUCCCCGGUUCCAUCUUUCCGGCAACCCCAUUUCCUAAUGGCACUGGGCAGCGCAGUUCUCUUUAAACACUGACAAUCUGCAAUCAGUGUCAUUUUAGCAGUAUCUUAAUUGCUAGGUUUAGUCCUGGAGGCCCUAGCAGUGGGAGGUAAAUGUUGCAGGCUCAGACUAAUAUCUGAAAAGGAGCCAGAACGGAAGGUGACACUUGAUAGCUGUAUCUUUACUGUUGAUCUCUGGUGGUCUGUGAAGCCCUGGCAUUGGAUUAAAAAACAAAAAGAAAGGGAAACCAGAGUUCUCCAUCCUGAUUCCUGUGGCUGGAUGACUUGGUGCUCAGAGACCUGCAGUCCUCUGUCAGUCUCAGUUUCUUCUUUGUUUUCUCCAAAAGCUCUUGCUAUGUAGCUUCGGAGGGUACAAAUCCAUUUUUCUUUCUUCCUCCUCUCUUAGGGCCAAACCAGUUGAAACUUCAGGUGUGGGAUUGUAUUUCAUUUAUGUUUUUUUUUUUAAAAAAAACAAACAGCUGUGGAUGUAUGUGAAAUAGGGUCUACAGGGUAGGGGGUUUAACUUUCCCCUGUGCACUGCAGUUCUGACAGCCCACUCCCUGGAUGCUAUUUGUAUCGGAAAGAAAGCUGCCAGUGUUGCUUUCCAUCCAGCAGGAAGGGUCUUGAUAGGACAACAGCAUUGGAAGAAGAGGCCAAUCCUGAGCGGGGAGCACAGGACUGAUGUUAAAAAAAAAACAAAAAACAAAAAACCUACCAUCACCCAACAGAUCGUGAAAUAAAAUAUGAUCUAGUUUGGCUCUUAAAUGCAUGCAGAUAGUACAGAUGAAGCCAGCAUGGAAUAAUCUUGUGCUAUAGUGACCCUUUUCGUCCUCUGAUAUGUCAGAAGCUUGAUGUUCAAUACUUCCUGGCUGCAGACAGCUCUUGCGUUUUCCAACAGGAAGCAAUCUCUAAUCUUUGUUGUUGAAUAAUUCAAAUGAAGUGUCAUAGUGCCAAAUAAUCACCAAGUGGUUGGCUUGGCCACUUCAGCAUGUUGUCUUAAUCUACCCUCAAUGUCUCUGUAUUGAGCAUUUUCAAGAUAGUGGUUCUACUACUACAAUUUGGCUUCAGAAGAGAAGGGUGCUAGAGUGUGCUGAUUGAUUCAUAGAGUCUUAUUUCUACUUAUCGUCUUGACAGCUGACAACCUGACAAAGGGGGAGGGGGAAGUACUUUGGGGGAAGAGAAAACUCAUUGCUCUUGGGGUGGUCCCACUUCCUAUUAGAUGGGAAAGCAGGCUAGAUCCCUGUUUGGAAUGUGUACCUGUUCUUGUUCUGGUAAUAUGGGCAACUGUAAGUAAAUUUGGUCAUAAGAAACCAGUAGGGGAAAUAGCUGUGCCCAGAUGUAAUAAUAGGCACAUGUCUGGCAUUAAAAAUUGGCAACAAGGACAAAGUUGCAAGAACAACCACACCUGUCAAAAUGGAAAGCACCUUUCAGGGGUGUUCACUGUUGCUGAAUGAGCCGUAGAAGAGCAAAAGAGUUCUCUGCGCUAUUUUAAACUGAAGAAGGAACCAAACCAUAAAGCAUAUAGUGCUGGUGAGGCAUCUUAGGAGCUCAGUAUACCCUAUAGAGCAGGGGUGAAGAACCUUUGGCUCUCCAGAUGUUGCUCAACUACAACUUUCAUCAGCCCCAGCAAGCACGGUCAAGGGCCAGGGAUGAUGGGAGUUGUAGCUUAGCAACAUCUGGAGGGCCAAAGCUUCUCCACACCUGCUGUGGCACAAUUGGCCCAAGGACAACAAUGCCCACCACCCAAGUAACUUGGGAUUCAUUUUCAUUGAGGAAGAAACCUCCUUUAGUGAAGCACUUCAGUACUGCUGUAUCAGCUGUUAGAUGCCACAGGUGGGGCACAGAAGCCACAAAGGCCUUGGCUUCAGAAUAAGCAAAUCUGACAAUCCUCACAUCUUCAGACUAGUCAGAAGCAUACUAGAGAACUGAUGGGCCACUGCAGGAUUUCAGCUGAAGUCUCUCUUCACUGUAGGUAACUUUAUAAAGACAUUUUGGUCAUGGGAGACCAGUAGAGAAGGCGACUGUGCCAGAUAUAAUAGGAAUCGGUUUGACUGCCAUUUUUGAAAUCCCAAGGGAAUAGCUGGCACUUUUAUUUCUCCCCCCCCCAUGCACACACACACAUGGCAUGGUGUAACAUAGUUGAUCGUCUGCUAUCUGAAGUUGGAAAAAUAGGAUGAGUUAAUAUGAAUUAAAAUAUUAAUUGUAAUUUUAAAAAGAUGAAAAGCAGUGUAUAUGUCUGAGAGUGAUUCCUACAGAGAGGAUCCAAAGUGGCUCAGAUUAUUUCUACAUUGGCUCUAAUACACUGAAAAAGUAGCAAGUGUAUAAAAGGAAUUCUGUGCAACUUGGAAGCUUACUGCUCUUUCAUCUGCUGGUAAGUUUGUAUAAGGCUCUCACUUGCAUCAUUUUUUAAAUAAAUUAUGCCUUGAUAAAAUACUAGCACAAAGAGAUUUUGGAUCAGUUUAUGGCUGAAAUGGAGAGUGCAUUAUGUAUCUGGUUUGGUGUUUGUGCUCAUCCUUUUGCCAGUUGCCUUCCUUUUUGUGGAACAUGCAUGAUUUGCUGCUUUUCCUACCAUCCCCCGAACACAGGAGCUAUCUGUCCUUCAUUUGUGCAGCCACAAGGUGCAUUUUGGGACAUGUCCUAUCACAAGAGUUCAACAGCCUGUUCAGAAGAGUGCUGUCGUGUGCAAAUUGAUGGUGCCCAAGAUAAUAACCGUUAUCUUGGCAGGGAGUGGCCAUUCUGUUAUAUGCACAUUCCAUGCCCAUUGCCACAAAAGCAGUCCUUGAAGCUGGUAAGUUUUCAGCUAUGGUAUGGUAGGGGAGGAAUUCCAGUCCCAGAUACACAAGGAGUGUGCUAGUCUCCUUUUUUAGAAGGGGCCUGUGCUUGUUUCAGAAGUCAGUGCCAUCAGUUGCCAUUAGAAACAAAAGAUUGUCUCCAGUGAUAAUCCUACUCUCAGAUUAGACCCAUUGAAAUUGGAUAUGAUUAACUUAAUUUCAAUAGGUCUACUCAGAAUAAAGCUUAGUUGGAUAGCAUCCAGAUUUUUUUUUUCUGUAGUGAACUGAUCCAAAGGGAAGGGCAAAGAAUUGUUAGCUCCAUGUUUGUGGUAGAAAGAGGGCAGUGUGUGGGUGUCUUACUUUCUGGAUUUUAGCAGCCUGCUUGUGUCACUCAUAUUCCAACUUUCCUUGUAGGAAUAAAAGUAGAGAGAAAAGCACAUAUGGACCACUCUCCAACAAUAUAAUGAUUAUUAUUUGCAUGCACCAGGCAUGUCACAACACUUUUUAUCUUCUGAAUGGACUACUGAACACUUAACAGUGGUAGAUAUUAUUGUUCUGCUAUUCAGGGAAAAACAGGUAAUCGUUUUCCUCAAAGGAAGACUAGUAGGUGGUAAAGGAAUGACCCUAAUGAUCAGGACUUCUCCCCUUCUUCCUUUUUUAAAAUAAUAAUUUUAUUAUAUCUGAAGCACCUAAAAUCAGCUAGGCAAGAGUUGUAGUUGUUUGCCUAAUGUACUGUGAUGACGCAGCUCACUUGCAACAAACGUCUCACUUGUUUUGAAGAGCUUAGUGAGACUUGAAAAUUUUUUAGCUCUCCUUCAGAUUUAAAAUGCAUUUGUAUCUCUUUCUCCUUCAAUUGUUGAAAGGCACCGGAAGAUUUAGGGUCAAUGUUUUUGGGUGUCCAGAUGCAACUCCCUGGUUUCUGCAGUUCCAGUGGGCUUGAUUAGUGCCGGCGACUGUUUUGACAAAUCUCAAGUAAAUGAUCCAAAGGGAUGCAUCCCCACAACCCAGCCCCUGCCCAGCCUCAAUAGGUCUGUCCAGUCCAACCUUUUGACCUUCUGUUGGGCUUCCUACCGGAGAAAACAGUCUAAGUCUAACACUGGGUUCUUUGUUUGCAACCUUGUAUAGCAGCUGUUAAAUUGGGCUGGAUUUUAGAAGAAAAUGACAAAGCUUUUCCUCUGAAUGCCAGCUGUAGCUGUCCAUGGUGCCAAAGUACAAGUGGGGAACAGAUGUGCUGCAAAAUCUCACUGACAGUGACUACUUGUUUUUUGUCCUACAGGUAACUGGGGAAAGCUAGCAUCUUGCCUCUUUACAGAUUUCUGUAUAAAGAUUUGACUGUUUUUGUCAGGUAAAAUGCCUUCUAAAACAUCAGAAGUGAGGUCUGCUCACUUUAGGGCUGGGGACUGAGCUCACCUUACAAAAUGGGACAGAUGGAGAAACGCAGCUUGUUUUCAAUGCUUGUUUUCAGUGUCUCCAAAUUAUCAACCAUUGUGCUGAAUAGGUUGAUGGAGCCUUGCCUUCUGUGCAGGACUCCAUCAUGUGCUAGCUUUGUCUGAGUAGAAGACAGUUCCCAAUAUAAGUGUGUUUUUGCCUAGCAGAGGCAUAUUUCCCUCACUAGUAGUAUCCUGCCUGUGUCUUCUGGUGGCCACACUUUCUUUCUGUUCCAAUUCAGUUCAGAAGCUAAAAUGCUUCCAUUACGCUGAAGAGGGUAUGUCUAGGGCAAGCCAGCACACUUUGUGAUCCUCUCAGGCCAGUCCUAGCCAUCCAGCUCUGUCAAGGGCUUGAUAAACCUCCGCUUUUAUCAGAGUGGAAAAACUGAAGUGAAGUGGGAAGGGGCAUGCCAAACGCUUGAUAGGCCUGUAAAUACAUGGCUUGAUGGGCCUCAAGUUGUGUAAGCUUGGUCUAGGUUUACACAUUGUCAAUUUUUACUUCCCAGCUAUCUCUUCCUACUGCCACCCAGAAAUGGAUGAUCACUCUGUUUCAAUAUGAUUGUCUAGCUCUACAGGCAUACAGCUUGCGUAUGAAGCAGGACUGUGCCAAACUAAGGGACAGUGCUCUAGACCAAACAUAGUUUUGUUUGUAGCACACACACUCUACCUGCUUGCAGUAAAGAAUGUUUUGUCAAAC
Molecule: messenger RNA, 6739 nt
Organism: Rhineura floridana
Lineage: Eukaryota; Metazoa; Chordata; Lepidosauria; Squamata; Rhineuridae
Gene: NUDCD3
Product: NudC domain containing 3
Exons: 6
Coding region: 256-1332 (358 amino acids)
Biological process (GO): protein folding
Cellular component (GO): cytoplasm
Source: RefSeq, a predicted model, not a curated record